CUCUUUUAAAUUAUUUGGAAGAGACUGAUCCCAGCCUUUGGUCAUACGUUGAUUUUUUGAAACUAAAUCGUACCCUUAUCAUUAAUUCACCACCUUUCAAAGAUCAGUGGAAUACUCUCGAUGGUACAUGGAACAAGCGAUUUGUACAAGCAGGAAAAGAGCUAUUAGACUUAACGUUAGGGGAAGUUUUUGAGAGUAAGGUGAACCUGGAGCGUGCCAAAUCCAACCUGUACUCCUUUUGGCAAGAAGUAAUCACUGAGCGACUACGGCACCAAGUUCAAAUCACUUACGAGAAGGAAACCCUUCUUACGUUUGAUGAAUCAGGUAAAUUCUUUGGAAAGCAACUGCGCCUACCAUACAAUAAGGAGGCAACCUCUUCGGAUGAUAAACGUGCUUUUGAUAGCACUUUAGAUUCAGAUUUAAUUCCCCUGUGGGGGCAAAGAAGUAAAGGAGAUGUGAAUGUCGAGGAAGCUAACAACGACGAUGCUAUAAAAAUGACUUCAACUGCGUAUCAACAAUUUACGAAUAAAUAUCAAAAAAUUCCAAAAGAAGAUAAAUGGACUUUGUCAACCGGAAAAAUUGUUGAAGAUGCAUUAUACGUGUUUGGAACGAAAUGCUUACACGAACAUCUCUGUCAUUCUUUUUUAAUCGACUCGGACGACAAGAACUAUAUACAGCAAGGCAUCUUCACACGUGAAGAAUUAGAAGAAAUUAAAAAUUUUAACAAGAAAGAAUUACCAUUAAUGCCGGAUGAUCUUUUAAAGUAUCUUAAUAAUUUCCGAAAGUCCAAUACUUCUGACCUGCGAGAAUUGAUCUUUCGCUCUGAUUUACGUGAUCAACCAUUCGAUCAGUCAAAAAAUUUCGAUUAUGACUGGAUACGCAAUACUAUAUAUAAUCUCGUGCUUGAAUAUGAGGCGAAUCAUCUCGCAAAGGAUCACCUUGAAACAUGGAUCAUGCUACAUGUGUGGUCGUUUAUUGAUAAAACUUUCUUAGACAUAGAGGGCAUGGAAAUUGUUAGGUAG
Scutellospora calospora is the source of this 1022-nucleotide messenger RNA. The record is from the annotation of a GenBank genome assembly. NCBI's taxonomy places the organism in Eukaryota, Fungi, Glomeromycota, Glomeromycetes, Diversisporales, Gigasporaceae.